Notodromas monacha is the source of this 4327-nucleotide messenger RNA. NCBI's taxonomy places the organism in Eukaryota, Metazoa, Arthropoda, Ostracoda, Podocopida, Cyprididae. The record is from the annotation of a GenBank genome assembly.
AAGCAAGAGCCCCUGCAAGGUCAUCUCAUAUCCUAAGAAUUAGGUACACCUAUCUGCAUUUAAUCUUUAAGCACUUGUUUCCUAUGGGUCAUCGAAUAUUAGCGUGGGAAUAAGCGAACAAAAUGUUAUCGAGCAUGAUUUCUGAGUUUCGUUCUGAUUCAAAUAAGAAGCUAGAAUCAUCAGUUCUGCUCCAGGUUAGCAGCUUUUUCAAGAAGUCCACCAAAAACAAAUCUUCAACAAAAAGCCCAGCAGACACGGAAAAAGAACUUCCUGAUGAUGGAGGCUCCAGCAGAGGCAGCCAGAGCAAUGCUUAUUAUACACCUUUCCUGAAGUUUACUCACAAAGGACCAGCCAAAGAUACUGAUGUGCUUCCCUUCAGAUUUACCAUCCUCCAAAAUCCUCCGGUUCCCUUCAAGAAAAGAAGAGCCAUGUUACCUCAUGCUAAAUUCGACAUCAAAGUGCGGUUCCGGCGACACUUGGAACAUGGACCAGAUCCUUAUGAAUAUGAGGUGUUCGUGACUCAUGGCCCGUUCUCGUGGUGUGUGUUCAGAGAAUACGAACACUUCGGAGAAAUCGAGGAUUCUCUCAUUGCAAACGCCAUCUGGCGGAGAAUCGCCAGCGGGAAAUCGUCUGUGUCUAAAUUCACUCCCGUGUUCCCAUAUCCGCCGGACUCCGACGUGCCACCAGAAAGCGCAAAGCGACGGGCUCACGAGUUUGAAAUCUACUUGAAUGACGUUCUGGCCGCGGAUGACUCGUUUGAUCAGGACACAAUUUUGGAUUUCUUGGGUCUCAGCAUAAUUUCCUUGGUCACAGACAUGGGUGACAAGUUGUAUGAGGGCUAUGUGCAACUGAGGGACUAUCAGGUGGUUGGCACGAAGCCCUUGGUGGAAUAUGUGACUUCGCUCACGUGCUCCGAAUUUUUUUUCAAGAGGAUGCGCUGGUUGGCAAUCAAAGACAGUUUCCUAGCGGUGUAUAAGCCACAAACCGGAAAACUCUGUUUCGUGAUUCUGGUUGACCAACAGUAUCAAGUGGAGCCUGACAAGGACAAAAAGGGUGGUAUGGUGAUUGGGAACAAGAGUAUAAAACUGCGAAUAGGGUUCCGCUCCCAGAACUGGUUCGAAAACUGGUACGCAGAACUCGCCACCUUGCCCAUUCUUCCCGGGGCUCGUGAUUACGCUCGUUACCACAGAUUCGGAAGUUCUUACCCCGAGAGACCCAAGAGCUACGGGGCUUGGUACGUGGACGGAGCGACGUUCAUGGAAAGCGUGGCGAACGCCAUCGAGGAUGCGAGGGAAGAGAUUUUCAUCACUGACUGGUGGCUGACGCCCGAGGUUUUCCUUAAACGCAGAUCGAAAAAGGCCAAACGCGAGGAACACUUCAAUCCUGAUUACUGGCGCCUGGAUUUCACUCUCCAACGAGCAGCUGACAGGAUCAUUGCACAAGACCUGCAGCAUCGAGGGGUGAAAAUCUUCAUCCUCCUUUACCAAGAGAUCGAAAGAGCAGUGGAUCUCGGCUCAAAACGUACUGCAAAUCUGCUGAAAGGUUUGCAUAAAAAUGUGCACAUCAUUCGACACCCGCAGCGGCUGUACAGAAAAACUCUGACUCUCAGACACCAUGUCACUUGGCUGUGGUCGAAUCACGAGAAAAUUAUCGCCAUCGACCAAAAUUACGCAUUCAUUGGCGGUCUUGACUUGUGUUAUGGCAGAUGGGAUACACGGGAACAUUCCUUCAUUGGAGAAAAUGUUGUGCUUCCAACCAGGUUGGCGGAUUACGCGGAGAAAAUUGGAAUAAAUCAACAGAAGAAAUCCGUGCCCACUGAAUUAUUGAAAAAUCAACCAGAAGGCGCGCCGAUGACCUGGUUAAUUUUUCAAAAGCUACGAGAAACCGCACUCACAAGUUUUUCUGAAAACUUCGAGCAGGCAAGCAAGAAAAGGACUUUCAAGGAAAGGAGAGGCACCAUCAAGGAUGAUUUUGAUACAUUGGGGGAAGCCGCACAGCAAGAAGAAGGCUUACAAAAAUUGAAUUUAGCGGUAAUGCGUGAAGCUGAUGAACGGCGAAGUCUGGAGAAUAUUCAGAUAGAUCUUCGUCACACGCCAACCGCAAGAGGUCAUAUGCUUUGGCCGGGAAAGGAUUUCUCGAAUUCCACAUUAAGCGAUUUUAAAAACCUUCAAUUUCCUUACAGCGGAGGGUUGUCCCAGUUGGAGGCGACCUGUGAUAUUUCUAUGGUAGCUGAUAUUGAUCGGAAAAGCACUCCGAGGAUGCCUUGGCAUGAUGUUUCCGUUCUGGUCUUGGGAAGAGCAGCACGGGAUGUAGCCAGGCACUUCAUUGAAAGAUGGAAUCAUUGUAAAGUACAUGCCCAGGCAAGGUACAAAAACCGUAGAGUCACACGCGAAUAUCCGAUGUUGGUGCCAAAAUCUGUGGUCCACUUUCGGGUGGAGGAUCACGGCAAAAAGAUACGGUUCAAACCAUUUCUGCUGCCAAUCAAUGUCCAGGUGGUGCGCAGCGUGUCAGAAUGGAGCGCGGGCGUAAACGUAACGGAGUCUAGCAUACACAAGGCCUACAUUGAAUCAAUCGCCGAAGCCGAAUACUUCAUCUACAUCGAGAACCAAUUCUUCGUCUCGCCAUCACCGCUCAACAAAGUCACUCGCAACGAAAUCAGCGACGCCAUCUUUAACCGCGUCGUUAGAGCAGCCAAAGAGCUGAAGACAUUCCGGGUCUUCAUCAUCAUCCCCUUAUUGCCGGCGUUUCCAGGGGGUAAAGGGGAAAACGUGCUGGGAACCGCAGCGAGGAUGAUUACCGACUGGAACGCGCAUUCAUUAUCCAAGGGAAAGCAUUCUUUGCUUCAGCGACUCACGGACGUGGGGAUCCAGUGGGAGAAGUACAUCGGAGUGUUCUCACUUAGGACGCAUGGGAGAUUGCUGAAUGGAGAUCUAGCGACUGAACUGAUUUACGUGCAUUCUAAGCUCAUGAUUGUCGACGACAAGAGAGUCAUUUGUGGGUCAGCGAACAUCAACGAUCGGAGCAUGCUGGGGAGCAGGGACUCUGAAAUCGCCUUCGUCAUUGAUGACAAGCAUAAGGAAAACGAAAUCGCAUCAAAAAUGAACGGAGAGCCAGUUAUCGUGGGCCUCUUUGCAUCUUCUUGGAGAAAGCAGUUAUUUGCGGAACACCUCGGACAGCUUAAGCCGUCGAAAUGGAAUCUCGACGAUCGCUUUGUUCACUCGAGACCACUCGCCAAUUCGAUACCUUUGGACGAUCCGAUCAGCCACGAAUUUUGGUACGCGUUUAAAAACAUCGCGCGACGGAACACCAAAAUUUACGCGGAGCGACUCACGGACGUGGGGAUCCAGUGGGAGAAGUACAUCGGAGUGUUCUCACUCAGGACGCAUGGGAGAUUGUUGAACGGAGAUCUAGCGACUGAACUGAUUUACGUGCAUUCUAAGCUCAUGAUUGUCGACGACAAGAGGGUCAUUUGUGGGUCAGCGAACAUCAACGAUCGGAGCAUGCUGGGGAGCAGGGACUCUGAAAUCGCCUUCGUCAUUGAUGACAAGCAUAAGGAAAACGAAAUCGCAUCAAAAAUGAACGGAGAGCCAGUUAUCGUGGGCCUCUUCGCAUCUUCUUGGAGAAAACAGUUAUUUGCGGAACACCUCGGACAGCUUAAGCCGUCGAAAUGGAAUCUCGACGAUCGCUUUGUUCACUCGAGACCACUCGCCAAUUCGAUACCUUUGGACGAUCCGAUCAGCCACGAAUUUUGGUACGCGUUUAAAAACAUCGCGCGACGGAACACCAAAAUUUACGCGGAGGUCUUCAACUGCAUUCCGUCCGACAGCAUAAGAAAGCAUCAGCAAGCCAAGUUAAUUGUGGCCUCUGAAGCGUUGUUCACAUGCAAUCCAGCUGAAGCAGAGAAUCGUCUGGCUCAAGUAAGAGGACACUUGGUGGAAUACCCUUUACAUUUCCUGGAAGACGAAAACUUGUCUAUGACUGUGGGAACGAAAGAAUUCUUCUUGCCGGCAUCGUUCUGGACUUAGAGCUUCGCAAAAAUUACAGCAGUUUGGGGGUACUGUACUGUAUUCCGAAUUUCGAGUGAAAAUCAAGUGCUGAAUGAUGACAUUAUUCUACGACAUGCGAAUUUUCUGACUUCUUUAAUGAGGCAAUGAGUUAACGCAGUGAAAUCUUCCAUGCUUUCCUUUUAAAUUUUGCGUCACCAUUACGGCAUCCGCACUUUAAAUUUAAUCUCGUCCUCCCUAACUCAAUCGCUUUCCCUCUCAGACCGCCAUAGCUCGAAUAUUCUGGAGGCAUUUCGGCUAUUACUGUAUUUUAAUGACGCAGG